AGGAUCCCACCAAGAAGGGGGAGGAAGUUCCGUCCCCCGGCGAUGGCGACAACACGUCGACGCGGCCCAGUUUCUUCGUGCCCUCCGCCACCUUCCCCGGCCGGCAGAAGGAGGGCCCUGGCAUGUCCCAACGGCUGCGGCCCCCUCGGCCCAUGAGUGGCUGGGACUUGGCUAUGUCCAACUUUAAGGCUGAGUGGAGGAUGUUGCUGCGCGCCGCCAAGUUCCGCGGCUCGGCGCUGCGGCGCAUGCCGCGCUACGUGGAUUCCUUGAGGCUCAGCAACCAGGCCGUGAAGGAUCGGGAAGAAGCGCGACCUCAGGUGCCCACCCCGCCACCGGUCCGCUUGGCCUAUGAUGUCCUUUGCUGGUUCAUUGACGUUGUUUUCGAAGAUCGGCCCAUCCAAAGGUUUUGGUUCCUUGAGACCGUGGCUCGGAUGCCUUACUUCGCAUACAGCUCGGUUCUUCACCUCUAUGAGACCUUCGGCUGGUGGCGUUCGCCCGAACUGCGCGCGGCAGAAGAGGACAACGAGUUGCAUCACCUGUUGAUCAUGGAAUCCUUAGGUGGAGAUCAGAGGUGGUUGGACAGGUUCUUAGGACAACAUGGAGCAGUGGCCUACUACUGGAUCCUAGUGCUGUUUUUUUUUGUGGACCCAAAGUGGUCCUACAACUUUAGCAGACUCAUCGAGGCCCAUGCUGUGGACACCUAUGGUGAGUUUGUGGACGCCAACAAAGAGCGUCUCAGGACAAUUCCUCCGCCGCCCAUCGCAGUGGAGUAUUACCUCAAUGAUGAGCACUAUCUCUUUGACAAGAUGCACACGGGUUUGCCUGACGGCGUUAAGCGUCGUCCCCCAUGUGCCACGCUCUAUGACGUCUUUUCCAAUAUUCGAGAUGACGAGGAACAGCAUGUCUUGACCAUGACGGCCUGCGAGGAGUGGAGUAAAGGUGGGCGACCCCCUGUGGAUUUGGGUUUCAACUUCAACAGCAAACUCACAAAGGAGGAGUAUGUGCGCAAGGUAACUCAAAGCUCCCACGGACGCGCCGCCUGGAUCGCAUGGGGAGACGAGGUGGCCCGAAUUGCUGAACAGGAUCGGGCCGAGUGGGAUGCAAGGCAGUGAGGAUGACAUUGGCCCGGCCGUUGAUGCUUCAACCGGUUAUAUAGGUAUUGGGCGGUUGCGGCGGC
Cladocopium goreaui is the source of this 1177-nucleotide messenger RNA. Lineage: Eukaryota; Dinophyceae; Suessiales; Symbiodiniaceae. The record is from the annotation of a GenBank genome assembly.